CCCUGGAAUUACUACAGCUCCAACAACUCAUGGGCUACGCUGCCCACCUAUGUUUCGACAUGCAUGGCUCUCCAGCGCGCAGCUGACGGGGAGGACAGUUCCGUAGAUUCGACAGAGAGCCUGUAGUGGCCGGAAAUAACAUUGUCGGCGUACCGUCUUUUCUGUCUCACACAGCCACCAGAACACCGGAAUGAGGUUGCCUGAUCCCGCGUCGGCGUACCCGCUCUUUCCGCAAUGCACAGCCACCAUCACAUGAUGGUCACCGGAACACCGGAAUGCCAUUCCAGGCCCGUUCCCGCUUUCCACCCCGUCCUCCGUUUCUUCUGCAGGCGCACUCGAAAAUACUGAGCAGGAUACUCAUAUGUCUGUCUGCGGAUAGACAACGAGCCUUCUCAUUGAGUACUGCACCAGAGAACUUCGGUGCGUUUGUCAGCCGCAUUUUAUUUUGCACUGUUUCCAUUACCCAGCUCCAGGGGCAUACAAGCCCUCGACCGGCCGAUCGCAAGCCGGCACAAUCUUCCCUGACGCCUCCAGCUGGUACACAAUAUACCGGACCUAGCGCGUCAAUGCACCAUCCACAGCCACCACCUCAUCCUUCGACUAAUUCUGGUCCGUGGAGGCCGUGAACAUAUGUAGCGCACUUCCUGAAAGCCCUCCCUCUUGCUCCGCUCCCGUGGAAAACUCAUAGCCCUCAUCGUACACACCCCACGAUCCCGUACGCUGCUCGAGACGACGAUUGGAAGACGUUGAUCAAUAAUGCAAUCGAAAACCGCAAGAAGACCACUGGAAAGAAGCUGAACAACCUGCCGCUCGUCGAAGACAUUGAGGACUGCAACACGGUGGGACAGUAUUGCGAUGAACCACAAGGAUGUGCAGAUGGCGUAUCGGGAAGGUCGGCCGCUCGUGCUCAAGAGCGUCAGCUUCGAAGUCAAGGUCGCAGAGAAGAUUGGGAUCGUCGGCCUGACGGGGGCAGGCAAGAGCUCUCCGCUGCAGCGCUUGUUCCGCGUGGUCGAGCUGCAGUCUGGUGAAGUCGACAUUGAGGGAAGGAGUAUUCCAGGGGUUAGUCUGGAUGCGUUGAGAGGUCGGCUGGCGCUGGUCCCGCAGGAAAGUGUGCUGUUCUUGGGAAUGCUGUGGGAGAACUUGGACCCACAGAACUCGAGAACCGGCGCAGAGCUGUUCCCUGUGCUGCAGCGCCCAUGGCUGCUGCCACGACCUGGCGAACCGUCCGACCCCACCCACUGUGCAGGUGUUUCAGACCCCGGAAUCCCAGUCAAGGGCACUAAAGCGUACGAGGUAUGUGUUGCAGCCAUAUUGAGAUUAAUGACGCGCGCAGCGAGCUUCUUGACAUCCGCGAUAUCCUCCUCCGGCGCAUAGCGCAGCAGCAGAUGGGUGAUCGUGCCCGGAUUGUCCUGCUGAGCGUAGUCGAUCCGGGCCUGCACGUAGGGGCUGACGCGGCGCACGGCGCUGUCCUUGGCC
Molecule: messenger RNA, 1476 nt
Organism: Mycena citricolor
Lineage: Eukaryota; Fungi; Basidiomycota; Agaricomycetes; Agaricales; Mycenaceae
Source: the annotation of a GenBank genome assembly